Morone saxatilis (striped sea-bass) is the source of this 1352-nucleotide messenger RNA. It is a transcript of the gene oaz1a, whose product is annotated as ornithine decarboxylase antizyme 1a. Gene Ontology annotation, cellular component: nucleus; cytoplasm. The record is from RefSeq and is a predicted model, not a curated record. Gene Ontology annotation, molecular function: ornithine decarboxylase inhibitor activity. NCBI's taxonomy places the organism in Eukaryota, Metazoa, Chordata, Actinopteri, Moronidae. Gene Ontology annotation, biological process: positive regulation of protein catabolic process.
UAGUCACAGGGUGGUUUAGUAAAUGGGGGGCUCAUUUAGUGCGUCAUAUUUUCACAGUAACACGUAAUGUUGAAGAGGACACUCCCCUGACAAACACCGCAGCCUGCCAGCUCUCAGCGCAGCAUUAGGUGGAGAGGAGAGGACAGAGCAGCACCUGGUGUGGACGCUGGCCGGAUGGUUAAAUCUAACCUACAGACGAUUUUGAAUAGUCAUUGUUUUGUUAGAGAAAAAGAGAGAAACUUAUCCGAGAUGCCUGUUAUUGAGCAAUCCAGUAAUAAACCUGAAAGUGAAAGUAUCUCCAAUCCCAGGAGGUGCUCCCGCUGUUGCAGUAACCCGUGUCCGGGGCCUCUGUGGUGCUCCGAUGCCCCUCUCCCACCCCUGAAGAUCCCAGGUGGGCGAGGGAAUGACCAGCGGGAUCGCAAUCUUUCAGCUAAGCUAUUCUAUUCUGAUGCUCAGUUGCUAGUUCUUGAGGAGCCUCCCCCUGCCAACGGCAGAGUACGGUUCUUGGUCUUUGAGCCCCGUCGCUCUGAAGGCAAGCACUGUGUCUGGAGGGCAGCGCUGAAAGGAGGGAACCUUUAUGUUGAAAUACCUCCUGGAGCUUUGCCCGAGGGCAGCAAAGACAGUUUUGCCCUUCUGCUGGAAUUUGCAGAAGAGCAGCUGCAGGGCGAUCACGUGUUCAUCUGUUUUCACAAGAGCCGUGACGAUAGAGCAUCCCUGCUGCGUACGUUCAGUUUCCUGGGCUUUGAGAUUGUGAGACCGGGUCAUCCCCUCGUCCCCUCCCGACCUGACGCUUUCUUCAUGGCUUACAGCAUCGAGCGAGACUCCUCUGAUGAUGAUUAAAUGACGCUGAGCAGUUACAAAUGUUUGUUGUUCUUAUUUCAAUCCAUACCCACACAGUUAUCAUUUUUUGGAAAUGAAUAUAUUAUCCAAGUUAAGUAUGGUUGAGGUUUCCUGUCAGAAGUUCCUUUUGUGUUUGUUUCACCUUUACCUACCAUGUGCUGUGUUUCAAUGAUAUUUGCACUAGGGUAAGAUGUUAAUAUACCAGGAAUGUAAAGCCCACAUAAUAUCCGGGCAAUGUUUCCUCGCCACUGUAUUACUUUCCAUGAUGUGUAGUGCUGACUUCCUAUUCACCCUGACGAUCAUCUCUACAGUGUAAUAUUUAUGAUCAAUUCAAAUUCAUCUUACUCGUGUACGUAGGUAUGUUUCAUAGUAAUUAUCAUUUGAUUUUCCUGUUUUUAUUGAUUUUUGUAAUGUGUGCAUGAUUUUUAAUUUGUUGCUUUGAUUCACUUGAUAGAAAUCUGCAUGUUGUAACUGUACUAAAUAAAAGUGCUCACCUUAGAGAGUGGAAUCUG